Penicillium canariense is the source of this 3456-nucleotide messenger RNA. Its product is annotated as histone deacetylase hosB. The coding region runs from base 1 to 3456 and encodes 1151 amino acids. Lineage: Eukaryota; Fungi; Ascomycota; Eurotiomycetes; Eurotiales; Aspergillaceae. The record is from RefSeq and is a predicted model, not a curated record. Gene Ontology annotation, molecular function: histone deacetylase activity. Gene Ontology annotation, cellular component: nucleus. The transcript has 2 exons.
AUGGACCCCUCCAAACCCCCUCAGGAUGAUCCACCUCCGCGAUCGAUUGAUAACGGUCAAAACACCACCACCGCCCAGCCCGCAACCGCAUCGUCGCAUUAUGACUUGUCGGACUCUUUGAACCGCCUGACUUUAGCAACUGCCGCCGCAACCCCUCUGCCUGCCUCUCCGUCCGUCUUGCUUUCCCACGAUGGCUCGUCUCGUCGCAGUCCCCCCGUUCUCGUCGCCACCCACGCGCCCACGCCGAAACGUACGCCCAGCUCCAGCUCUCUACGCGACGAGCGCCGCAAAUCAAUCCCGGCACUCCAGAAGCGCCCGUCUGCUGCGUCGCUAAGAUCGGUCUCCCAACCUGCUGGCCCUCCUUCCCCUGUCCCGUCGUCGCGUCACUCCUCAUCAAACUACAACUUCGCGGGGUCCUCGACGACCGCCGCGUCGCCCACGGCAUCGCGUCUGUUAGCCCCGACAGAGGCCCAUGGCCCGACAGCAGCCUCGGUCGCGGCAGAAUACUUUCAAAGAGAGGUCGAACUACACCAGAUUGUCGAUCUCAAGUCCAAAGCAACCGUGGUGGUUCACGAUGCCUGUUACGGGCACCGCUUCUCGCGCCCGCGCGCAUCGAAGGCCGUGCUAGCAUCGAUCGUGGAGAGACCUGAGCGUAUUCGUGCAUGUGUCCUUGGUAUCUCCGCAGCGUACAUUCGUCUAGGCCGUCGACAUGAGGGAGAGCGCUUCGCACCACGCCCUGAUCUGGAUCUACACCUGCUACCCGCGCCGCCCUUUCAGAUCCGUAAGACGUCGCGCUCACUGCCGAUUCAGGAUAGUGCUGUGACGGACGUGCAUGGUAAUCUGUGGAUGACCGGCCUCAAAAGUAUGUGUGAUGUUGCCGAAUCGCGCCUGGCUUUGACGGGAAAAGAGCUCGUUCGACCGCAUGUCGAAGGCAAUAAGGAUACACCGGCGCCCGGACCCGAGCUUCACUCUGGGGAUCUAUAUCUUUGCUCUGAAUCGUUGGACGCAUUCCAGGGUGCUCUUGGUGGAGUCUGCGACGGUAUCGAUGCGGUCUUUGGCCCUGGCCCAACCUCGCGCGCAUUCGUUUGUAUUCGUCCUCCAGGUCAUCACUGCUCGGCAGAUUUCCCUUCGGGCUUCUGCUGGAUUAACAACGUCCAUGUCGGAAUUUCGUAUGCGGCAAUGAAUCACGGAUUGACUCAUGCUGCCAUUUUGGACUUUGAUUUGCACCACGGCGAUGGCUCUCAAGAUAUUACGUGGGAUCAUAACUCCAGGGCAUUGACGGCCCCGCGGAAUGCAGCGCCUUACAAGAAAACGGCGAUUGGGUACUACAGUCUCCACGAUAUCAACUCUUACCCCUGCGAAGGCGGUGACCCAGAUAAAGUGCGCAAUGCGAGCGUUUGUGUUGACGGCGCUCAUGGUCAGUCUAUCUGGAACGUCCACUUGGAGACGUGGGAGACCGAGGCCGAGUUCUGGAAACUGUACCAGACUAAGUACAUCACGUUGAUCAAUAAAGCACGGCAAUUCCUCCGUUCUCAUACUGAGAGAGUCUCCCAAACUCACACUCCCGGUGCACCUCCUCCCAAAGCUGCUAUCUUCAUCUCGGCGGGCUUCGAUGCCAGUGAAUGGGAAAGUCCUGGCAUGCAGCGACAUAAGGUCAACGUGCCAACCGAGUUUUAUGCUAGAUUUACGGCCGACGUGGUGCGAAUGUCGCAGGAAGAAGGCCUUGGUGUGGACGGACGUGUGAUUAGUGUGUUGGAAGGUGGUUAUAGUGAUCGUGCCUUGACAAGCGGCGUGUUCAGUCAUCUUGCUGGCCUAGGCGAUGCUACUGCGUCUUUAGACGAGUCUGCCGAUAGUCGCCUGGCCUUGGAGAUGGAGGGCCGUUUGAGUCUGUCUGCCCCGUCUCCUCAUCCUCAUAAUCACGCCGAUCAGCCCCAUGUUCCACCAGAAUACGACAGCCAGUGGUGGUCACCCGAUUUUCUCAAUGAAUUGGAAGCGCUCGUCUCCCCUCCAAUCAAGCGCGAGAAAUCAGCGCCCACCUUCCUUGCUUCCACGAAAUCAUUCGAUGCCAAGGUGGUACCUUCCACUCGUGACCGCCGGUCCUUUGGCGCCUACACAGGCAUUAGCCCGAGCUUGCCGCCUCUCCCAGAGGUCGACUGGGCCACUGCCGCACACGAACUGUCCAGGGUCUUGAUUCCCGAUGACAGCAGACAAACCAUGAGUUGCCGGCCAGAAGACCUGAAUGCAGAGGCAUCUCGCCAGCGCCGCGAACGCCAAGUAGCAUUGGAGGGCGGUAUCAACGUCGCGGCCAUCCCGGCGCCUCCUCCACCCCCAGAGGAAAAGCGACAGCUGCGUGCCAUUCGAAAGAACAGGAGAAGAACAGUCGAUGGCAAUGGCAAUGACUUGCCUGAUGCGUCGGGAGAGCUGUCUCCAUCUGUAGAUGCAAGUCGUCGGAAAAGUAUCAGCACUUCCACCACUGGGCCUAUUGAUAUGGGUGAUUUGACCGGCUCCGAGGACCAAGCGAAUGGGGUCGAAAGCUCAGCCACCGCUACGCCUGUGAAGACUGCCGGUGCACGCAACACAAAUAGCGUAGAAAGCUCAGGAACGGCCACUCCUGUGAGGACUACCGGCGCGCGAAAGCCAAGUGGCUCCCGGACGGGCACUCCCAGGCGUGGCGCGAGUCCUAGAAAAGCCCCCCCGGUGCCGAAGGUGCCAACAGCUUACCUACCAUCAAAACUUUCGGAUGAAGUGAUGGUACCACCCAACGACGUCGAAAAUCUCUCCGCCGGCCUCCGCAGGAUCAAGCUCGUGAUGCCGUCCCCCGAGGAACAGGCCGCCCGUGAGAAAGCAGCUGAGGAACGUAAGUCAACUUCAAAGACGACUAAAAAUCUCAAAUCCCCAAGGUCGCCCAGAAAGACCAGCGGUACCAGAAUAGCUCGCCCAAAGGCAGCAGCGUCUGUUCGCUCCGCGGCUGGGCCAAGCAGCUCGCCACCGCCUCUUCCCACGCCCUCGUUGGAUUUAGCUCCGAAUGACUCGGUGAAGCAAGAGAAAUCCGAUGUACCCUUGGCUUCUUCACCCUGGGAAUCCGCCAAUGAAACAGCCGAAUCCAGUGGCAUGGACAUGAGCGGACAAGAUUUAAAACCGUUCGGAUGGGCCGCUCCACCCGCUCCUGCAUCUACUUUCCAACACGCUCACUUCGACGCCAGCAGCUCUCCACCUUUUACCCCGGUCAUCACCCAACCCCCCGAGCUACCCAACCCACAGUCAAACAUCUACUCGCCUCCGCUGGCAGCGGGCCAGACCAAGCACGGUCUGCCCGUCUUCACAUCCAGCAGCCCCAUUCCUUUCGCCGCGCCAGACAGUCAACAUCCCUCCCAGAGUCAGGAAAACCCGCGCCCCUCUUCCACACUGUCCGGAUCCCAGGACGGCAGCUUAUCCCAUGGUUUCUCUCAAAAUUGA